AUGUCUGAAGAAGAGGCGGCUGAGGCUUCCGGGCCCAGAUUGUCUGAGCAGGAACAGCAGAGUGUGGUACAGCGCGUGGUGGCCCUGCCCCUGGUCAGGGCCACCUGCACUGCGGUCUCCGAUGCUUACAGCAUGGCCAAGGACAGGCACCCACUGCUGGGCUCUGCCUGCCGCCUGGCUGAGCACUGCAUCUGUAGCCUGACCACUCACGCCCUGGACCACGCCCAGCCGCUGCUCGACCACCUGCAGCCCCAGCUGGCCACAGUGAAUGACCUUGCCUGCAGGGGCCUGGACAAGCUGGAGGAGAAGCUGCCCUUUCUCCAGCAACCUUCAGAGACGGUGGUGACCUCGGCCAAGGACGUGGUGGCCAGCGGUGUGACUGGCAUGGUGGGCCUGGCGCAGAGGAGCCGGCGCUGGAGUGUAGAACUCAAGCGCUCCAUGAGCCAUGCUGUGGGUGUUGUGCUGGGCAAGUCAGAGGAGCUGGUGGACCACUUCCUGCCAAUGAUGGAGGAUGAGCUCGCGGCGCUGGCCGCCGAGGCUGAGGGUCCGGAAGUGGCCUCGGUGGAAGAUCAGAGGAAGAAUCAGGGCUACUUUGUGCGUCUGGGCUCCCUGUCAGCGCGAAUCCGCCACCUAGCAUAUGAGCAUUCUCUGGGGAAACUGAGGCAGAGCAAACACCGCGCCCAGGACACACUGGCUGAGCUGCAGGAGACACUGGAGCUGAUUGACCUCAUGCAGGGUGGGGCCUCCCCUGCCACGUCCAUCCGCCCUGGGAAGGUGCACCAGCUGUGGGGGGACUGGGGCCAGCGCCCCCUGGAGAACGGCCGCCGCCGGAGCCAGGCGGAGCUGGAGACGCUGGUGCUGUCACGAAGCCUGACGCAGGAUUUGCAGAGCACGGUAGAUGCGCUGGAGAGCAGCGUGCGAGGCCUGCCCCCCAGCGCCCAGGAGAAGGUGGCCGAGGUGCGGCGCAGUGUGGACGCCCUGCGGGCCGCCUUUGCCGACGCCCGCUGCUUCGGGGACGUGCCGGCGGCGGCGCUGGCGGAGGGACGGGGCAGCGUAGCGCGGGCCCACGCCUGCGUGGACGAGCUGCUGGAGCUGGUGCUGCAGGCCGUGCCGCUGCCCUGGCUCGUGGGGCCCUUUGCGCCCAUCCUUGUGGAGAGGCCCGAGCCCCUGCCCAACCUGGAGUCCCUGGUCGACGAGGUCGUCGGGGGCCCAGACCCCCGCUGGGCGCACUUGGACUGGCCGGCCCAGCAGAGAGCCUGGCACGCCCAGCACCGGGACGACCGGGGCCUCCAGGAGGACAUUCCCGAGGAGGCGCCCGAGCGCCCCAGCCGCCCAGUCAAGCACACCCUCAUGCCGGAGCUGGACUUCUGACCUGACGCGCGCUAACCGGGGGCGGGAAGCCGAGGCAAGCGCCUCCCCAGCCCCAGCCCCUGCCGGGAAUCUCUGCUGCCCCCUUGUGGCCGCGCGUAAGCACCAGCGGCCUUGGCUUUGGCCUGGAGUUGCCGGGUGGAGGCCAAAUUCGGAAUCCUAGACCCCGUUUCAAGGAGCCCUGGUGGCGCAAUGGUUAAGUGCACAGCUGCUAACCAAAAGGUUCGUGGUUUGAACUACCAACAACUCUGCGGGAGAAAGACUCAGCAAUCUGCUGCUUUAAAGAUGACAGCCUAGGAAACCCUAUGGGGCAGUUGUACUCUGUCACAUAGGGUCGCUAGGAGUUGAGAAUAGACUCAAUGGCACACAAUAACAACAGACCAGCUUAACGGAUAUCCGACCCUCCCUAAUCUCUUCCUGGGACAGAUGGGGACACUGAGGUCCAGAGAGAAGCAAGGAUUCGAACUCAAGUCAGAUCUGAUGUCACCGCAGAGCUGAGUUGUUCAUCUGCCUCUGGACCCAUUCGCCUACCCCAAGAAGCUACUCAAAAUGCUUCCCUGAGAAUAGACAUUUUGGGUGCCAAGUUUUGAUAUGGGGCUUUGCAAAGGGAGGCCCCCCUCCCGCCCAGUUUGUGCAUCCUGGACUGAGGGGUCCCCAGAGACCCUCGGCUGCACCGGCUCAGCCUGCCAAACGCGCUUGCUUUGCUGUUUGAGGGUUGUUCUCCAGAAUAAAGGUGCUUCGUAUUGUUA
Loxodonta africana (African savanna elephant) is the source of this 2117-nucleotide messenger RNA. It is a transcript of the gene PLIN5, whose product is annotated as perilipin 5. The record is from RefSeq and is a predicted model, not a curated record. NCBI's taxonomy places the organism in Eukaryota, Metazoa, Chordata, Mammalia, Proboscidea, Elephantidae. Bases 1 to 1371 code for a protein of 456 amino acids. The transcript is spliced from 7 exons. Gene Ontology annotation, cellular component: lipid droplet; cytosol. Gene Ontology annotation, biological process: lipid storage; positive regulation of triglyceride storage.